ACUAUCCAUCACUGGCGUGCAAUGAGAAAACUUCCGAAGCAGGUCUGUUGUUGCAGCAAGAGCAAGAAAGCUAGCAAAAUAGCUCAGCCAACUUAUUUUUAGGGUUGACGUGUCUAAGAGAAUCAACAGUUCUACACUAUAGUGACAGCGCCGUGGUCUUGAUCCAUCGAACAAGACAUGGCAGACGCCAAGCCGCCCGUGUCAGGCGCCACGGAGGGCAGUCUGGCGGAGGAGUUCGCGGUGCCCUCCCAAGUGGAGGAGCUGAAGGGGCGGAUGGCGGAGUUUGCAGAGCGUCACGGAGCGGCUGGACGCCGCGUCGUUCUCAUCACCUCGGGUGGAACCAAAGUGCCUCUGGAGUCCAGAACGGUCCGGUUCUUAGACAACUUCAGCAGCGGCCGCAGGGGCGCCUCCUCAGCGGAGUACUUCCUGGACGCGGGCUAUGCGGUGAUCUUCCUGCACCGGCACCGCUCCCUGUACCCCUACACGCGGCUCUACGCGGGCACCAACCUGCUGGACGCGCUCACCGCGGAACCGGAGUCUACGCGGGUGGUGGUGGAUCAGAGCGCUCUGCCCAACAUCGCCGCGGUGCUGACGCGCUACCAGGCGGUGCGCGCGGCGGGCCUGCUGCUGCCGGUGGAGUUCAGCACGCUGUCCGACUACCUCCACCUGCUCAAAGCGGCGGCGCAGGCCCUCAGCGGGAUAGGCUCUAAAGCCAUGUUCUAUCUGGCUGCUGCCGUGUCCGAUUUCUACAUCCCAGCGUCCGAGAUGCCAGAACACAAGAUCCAGUCUUCCAACGGGCCGCUUCAGAUCAGUAUGAAGAUGGUCCCCAAGAUGCUGUCCCCGCUGGUGUGUGACUGGGCUCCGCGGGCGUUCAUCGUCUCCUUUAAGCUGGAGACGGACGCGGGCAUCCUGCUGCAGCGGGCGCGGGGGGCGCUGGAACGCUACCGUCACCAGGCCGUGGUGGCCAACGUGCUGGACACGCGCCGCGGCUACGUCGUCGUGGUGACGCGCCACCAGCAGCACGAGCUGCGCGUCUCCGAGGACGACGCGCUCAACAACGUGGAGAUCGAGGAGCGCAUCGUCGGCAACCUGGCCGCCGCACACACCAGCUUCAUGCUGCAGGGCUGACCACAGCGCCCCCCAGUGGAGUGGAGAGGAGAGGGCAGCUUCAUGCAGCAGGGCUGACCACAGCGCCUCCUAGUGGAGUGGAGAGGAGAGGGCAGCUUCAUGCAGCAGGGCUGACCAGCCGCCCGCCUGCUCGCCACAACACUACUGCACUGCACUGCACUGCACUGGACUGACCACAGCGCCUCCUAGUGGAGUGGAGAGGAGAGGGCAUCUCUGGCCAUGUGCUCCCUCUCUGGUCACCCCUACACACACACACACACACACACUCAUCCUGUCCAGCUCAUUCCAGAACCUUGGACUUCCUCCGCAGGGUUGACCACACACACACACUAUCAGUGGGAAUGGCAGCAUUCCAACAUAACAUACUGUAUCCUAUAUGCCUAAAGUCUACACCCUACACAGCUGCAUACUGUAUCCUAUUUGGCUACAUACUGUAUCCUAUAUGGCUGCAUACUGUAUCCUAUAUGGCUGCAUACUGUAUCCUAUAUGGCUGCAUACUGUAUCCUAUAUGGCUGCAUACUGUAUCCUACACAGCUGCAUACUGUAUCCUAUAUGGCUGCAUACUGUAUCCUACACAGCUGCAUACUGUAUCCUACACAGCUGCAUACUGUAUCCUAUAUGGCUGCAUACUGUAUCCUACACAGCUGCAUACUGUAUCCUAUAUGGAUGCACACUGUAUUCUAUUUGGCUGCAUACUGUAUCCUACACGGCUUCAUACCAACACACUGCAUCCUACAGUAUACCAACACACUGCAUUCUAUAUAUCAGAACACACUGCAUCCUACAGCACAUGGCUGAACUAGGCUGACUCCUGCCCUGGCUGUGUGUUGUGAUCUGUUGCCGUGUGUGUGUGUGUGUAUUCAGGUUAGUGUUGGGGUGUGUGUGUAUUAUUCAGGUUAGUGUUGGGGUGUGUGUGUGUAUUCAGGGUGGUGUUGGGGUGUGUGUGUAUUCAGGGUAGUGUUGGGGUGUGUGUGUGUAUGGUGUGGGCUCAAAGUAAACUCCUGAGGCAGUGAGGUGGUGGUCACG
Molecule: messenger RNA, 2154 nt
Organism: Sardina pilchardus (European sardine)
Lineage: Eukaryota; Metazoa; Chordata; Actinopteri; Clupeiformes; Clupeidae
Gene: ppcs
Product: phosphopantothenoylcysteine synthetase
Exons: 4
Coding region: 178-1128 (316 amino acids)
Biological process (GO): coenzyme A biosynthetic process
Cellular component (GO): cytoplasm; nucleus
Molecular function (GO): phosphopantothenate--cysteine ligase activity
Source: RefSeq, a predicted model, not a curated record